Molecule: messenger RNA, 2478 nt
Organism: Triticum urartu
Lineage: Eukaryota; Viridiplantae; Streptophyta; Magnoliopsida; Poales; Poaceae
Product: putative mediator of RNA polymerase II transcription subunit 26b
Cellular component (GO): nucleus
Source: RefSeq, a predicted model, not a curated record
CCCGGUGUUCGCAUCGCCCUCGCGAGCCUCGCCUAGCCUUCUCCCCCCAGCCCAGCCCAGCCGCACCGUCUUCUUCCUCCCACCCCGCCCACGCCCAGCCCUACCCUACCCUACCUCUCCCUUUCCGCAAGGGCCAGAUAGGAUUUGGUAAGGUUCUUCCUGCCGCCGCCGCAGAAAUCCUCACGGAAACCGGGCCUUGGGGGCCAAGCAACCCAGCGAACCUAACUCGACUCGGUUCUCUCGAUUCGUUCCUGCUCGCCCCUCCCCGUUUCUCGAUUUGAUUUGAUAUUUUUCCGGCGAAUUUCGCUUUCACGAUCGCCGGAUUCCGGGGCGCAUCGGAUUCGCGAUCGGGGGCUGGGAUUAGAUUCUCGGCCGCGGCGUAGUAGUAAUAAUUUCGCAAGGGGGGAACCCGCCCGAGGUAAUCGGCGGAGCAUCGGUUCUUCUGGUGGUGCUAGCUGUUUGUUCCCGUCCUGUGCGGCCCGAUCUCGGGGGCGAUGGCCGACGACGGGCUCGACCGGUGGCGCGGCUUCUUCCGGGGCGCGGGCGUCGGCAUCUGCGAGGCCAUCGAGAAGGCCAUCCUCGUCGCCGCCGCCGACGAGCCGCAGGAGUUCCUGCGCCGCCGCGACCGCAUCGCCGAGCGGCUCUUCAACGCGCUCCUCGCCCGCCCCUCCUCCUGCCACGGCUGCACCGCCAGCACCGGCUCCGCGCCCCCCGCCACGCCCGCCGUCGCUGAGGACAAGGGCAGCGUGCGCCGCGUCCCCGACAAGGACUGCAAGGUCGACAGCAGCAGCCUCGGCGCGCCCGGGGGCGGGGCGCUCGGCGGCGGCAUCAGCGAGGACGACGACUCUGACUCUGAGGACGACGAGCGCCUCCGCCGCGCCGCCGCCAGCAACUACGGCCACAACUAUGACGACGACAACGAGGAGGAGGAGGAGGAGGAGCAGGACGCGGCCGUGCCGGCGGAGGAGGACCACCACGCAAAGGAUGACGACCCGGAGGCUGAGGAGCUGGAGGCCCUCACCAACGAGAUCGAUGAGGAGUCGCAGAUCGUUGGGGAGGUCAUCCGCAUCAAGGAGCUCCUCCUGCACAAGCAAGACCAUUCGGAUGCUACUCUGUUCGACUCACUUAGGAGGCUGCAGCUGAUGCAAUUGUCCGUCUCCACGCUUAAGGCUACCGAGAUUGGGAGGGCUGUUAAUGGCCUUCGGAAGCACAGCUCGCAGCAGAUUCGUCACCUCGCGCUGGCUCUCAUUCAGGAUUGGAAAAUUUUGGUUGAUGAGUGGGUCAGUACUACCAACGUUGCCCUUGCAGACAACUCCCCAGGAACUUCAAACCCUUCUGUUGUGGAUGAUGAUGAUGAAGAAGAAGGCCUUCCUUCUCCACCUUUGGAUGAAGGAGCAUUCUUUGCACCUGAGACUACUGCCAUUCAACUCUCUGAGUUCUUUGACGAAAUGGAUGAAGAUGGAAACUUGAGACACAACAAUGAUGCUCGCCUUGGAAACAAGAGGGAAAACAAUGGCAGGAGGCCUGUAAACCAUUCAACUGUGUCAAAACCAGAACUUACUCGACCUGUUGGAACUGUUGAAAGAGAUCAGUUCAGGAGACCAGAAUUGACAAGGCAAGAACCACCAAUGAGGCAUACAAACCAGCAAAAACCUCAAGGUUCAAAUUUGCAAGCCAAGCCCCAAGGCAUGCUCAACAAGCAAUCCAGGCCCCUGAGUUCUGAUUCUGGAUCUAUGAGACCAAUGAAGGCGGCUACUCAACAGAAGCCCAUCGGUGAGAUGAAGUACAAACAGACUCAGGAACACUUCGGCGUCGAAAGAAAACCUGCAAUGGGUCAUGUGGAUAAAUCAAGGCUUCGUGCACAGCCUUCAUCAGGAGUCAGGUUAGAGUCGGCAAGGCCAAAGACCCAGGAUGGCUUGGAAAGCAACGUAAGGUUGGAAGUAGCCAAGCGUAGGCUUCAGGAACGUUACCAGGAAGCUGAAAAUGCAAAGAAGCAGCGCACGAUACAAGUAAUGGAGCUGGGCGACAUACCAAAGCCCAAGAGUAACACCAGGCAACCUAUGGUGAAGUCAAGGAAUAACAUUAGAAGUAGGGUACUUGGCCGGCGCUGAUUCUUGUGUGAUGUUUUCCUUCACCUGAUGAAUUUGUCGCCAUGUCGAGCUGGUCCAAAAGGAAGCAGCUGAACUUGGUUGCCAGGACCAAAACCAUAUUUUUGAACAUAAGCACCUUCACCUCUGAUGGAGAGUUAUCCUUGAAGUUGCGAGAGUCGCGCUGGAUGCAAUAAGUUAAGCCUUUUGCUUUGCAUGCAUUCUCCGCUCUUGCGUUGGGGGCUCGGGAGAGUUUAGUCAUGUCUUGAUAAUCUGAGAGUGGACAUGUAGUUCAUCCUGUAUCGGCUGGUUAAUUUUUCUUCCACUUUACUUGGGAAGGAAGCUGUAGAUACUCAGAUAGAACAAUUAUCAAUAUUCGGUACAUUUCACA